Macroventuria anomochaeta is the source of this 1313-nucleotide messenger RNA. RefSeq names its product molybdopterin binding oxidoreductase. The transcript has 2 exons. Gene Ontology annotation, cellular component: mitochondrion. NCBI's taxonomy places the organism in Eukaryota, Fungi, Ascomycota, Dothideomycetes, Pleosporales, Didymellaceae. The record is from RefSeq and is a predicted model, not a curated record. Gene Ontology annotation, molecular function: molybdenum ion binding; oxidoreductase activity. The coding region runs from base 364 to 1221 and encodes 285 amino acids.
CCACAAUCGCGCAUCAUGGUUCAGGUACGCACCCUUCUUGGUCGUCUCGUCUAUACAAAUUACUAUAAGAGGCAGUCUAUUUACUGUGGAACGCGCUACUGACGCCACUAGCUCGAAUACUCAGUCGAAGAGCCGCUCAAUCGAGAGCCGGAGCUCGAUGAGCUCGUCUCAAGUUUCAUUACAAAAAAGGGCGGAUAUGAUCGCAAUCAUGGACCAAUCCCACACCUCGACGCGGCUACACACCAAGUCUGCGUGUACGGCCUUGUGAAAAAAGAACUUUCUUUGCACGUGAAGGACCUCCAAGCACUUCCCCAACACAGUGUGAUAUGCGCACUACAAUGUGCAGGCAACAGACGUCACACCAUGCGCACGAAGCUGAAGGAAGUAUCCGGCAUUGACUGGUUCGACGGCGCCGUCAUGAACUGCAAAUGGACCGGACCGCUACUGAAAGACGUCCUCGAAAAAGCCGGCGUGAAGGUCGAGAAAGAGAAGUGGAACGAUGCACACGUUGCAUUCUCUUGCUUCCAGACGCCGACCCAGGAUGACGAGUACUACGGUGCCAGCAUACCUUUGUCGCGGGCCAUGGAUGCCAACAGUUCGAUCAUAAUAGCACUGGAGAUGAACGACAAGCCUCUACCACCCAAUCACGGCGCACCGGUCAGAGUCGUUACACCAGGUAUCGCUGGUGCAAGGAGUGUCAAGUGGCUGGACCGCAUCACGGUGCAGAUGUGCGAAAGCAGCAGCUACUACCAGCAGCACGAUUAUAAGAUCCUUCCACCGGAGGCAGAUUGCAAGGAGAAGGCAGAAGAAUGGUGGGGAAGAGUCAGCGCACUGCAGGACAUGCCAAUCAAUAGUGUCAUUGGCGUACCGAAGACGGGCUCAACAGUUCACCGAGAUGAGAACGGUACAAUAGAGGUCAAAGGCUAUGCGCUGCCGAGUGGAUCUGAUGGGCCAAUCACUAGGGUCGAGGUCAGCGCUGAUGGAGGAGAGACGUGGAUGGAUGCAGAACUGGACCAAAGUCAUGAGGAUAAAGACGCUGAUCUGAAGUGGGCUUGGACCUUGUGGAAAGCAAGAGUCAAGGUGGAGAAGGGCAAGGAUUUGACUAUUUACAGCAAAGCAACGGAUGGUAGCGGCAACACACAGCAGAAGAGCGUGGAGUGGAAUUUCCGAGGUGUUGGGUACAAUGCCUGGGGCGAGACUUCAGGCAUUGAAGUGGUUUGAUGCCGCGCUCAAUGCAGAAUGCAGGACAGGUGAUGGAAAUAUCCCUAGUCCUUCAAUAGCGAUGCAUUGCAUAUCUCUUAAUUCUAUCCUGC